Messenger RNA from Wickerhamiella sorbophila, 300 nucleotides. RefSeq lists its product as hypothetical. The record is from RefSeq and is a predicted model, not a curated record. The transcript has a single exon. NCBI's taxonomy places the organism in Eukaryota, Fungi, Ascomycota, Dipodascomycetes, Dipodascales, Trichomonascaceae. Bases 1 to 300 code for a protein of 99 amino acids.
AUGCUGUCUCGCACUAUCCGCUCUGCUCGGUUUUCUACCACUGUGCUGCGCGCUGGUCCGCCUGCUGUUAUCCCCCCUGUCCGCCGGGUUGGUGCUCUGAGAGGGGGCUUCACCGGGUUCUUGGUUGGUGUCACGUUGACCGGUGCCGGUGCCUACUAUUACCUGUUUGACGAGUACCAGGCUGCUCAGCGGGCUAUUUUGACUGAUGUUAUUGGCCUUCGUCAAUCUUUACAGGAGCUACAAGCCACCAUUGAUGAGCUCAAGACAAACACUGAGGAGCCCAAGAAAACUGAAAAUUGA